This is a messenger RNA of Mitosporidium daphniae, 1080 nucleotides long. RefSeq lists its product as uncharacterized. Lineage: Eukaryota; Fungi; Microsporidia. The record is from RefSeq and is a predicted model, not a curated record. The transcript has a single exon. Bases 1 to 1080 code for a protein of 359 amino acids.
AUGGAGCGAAGCCAGUCGAAGCUUAAAUUCAUCAAUCAUGCGUCAGAUACUCGGGAUCUUUUUUGUGCAAUUUCAAAAGUACCUUCUAGCAAUGAAGAGCUUUUGGCAAAGAUUCUUUGUACGUUUAUUUCAAUUAAUGCAAUGUUGCUAACCAAUUGCAUCGAGAUUCAAAAUGAUCAUUUGCCCAUUGAGACCUCGGCCAUGGAGUCUUUCUAUGUUAGCCUUGUGAAGAAUUUGGAUCACUGCGCAUCUCUGAUAUCCAAUUCAGGCAUCCGGGCUCGGUUUCUUAGUGCAUAUUUAAACGAGUUCGAUAUCAUAUCCAGUAGUGGCUUAUUUACUUACUUAUUAGCACUCAAGAACUGUCUAUGUGUUGUCAAGCUGGCAACCGAGCUGCAGCUGUUGAAUUCCAUUUGGAAGGUCUCGAUUAGAAUUUUUGUGUUGUUCAUUCAGCUGGUGGAAUCUGGAAAGAUCCACCCAGAUCCGUCAAAUCCAUACGAUCAGAUCGACCUUCUGUUUGAGCUUUUAUCAAGCAAAAUUGGCGGCGUUGUUGCAAGCAUUUGCUCGUUUGGAGCCGAUGGACCAAAUGCGGACCCUUCGUUUGAUUUCAACGUUGCCAUUGUAACACUGAAAUUCUUCAUGAUGAAUUUCUGCGCGCUUUUGAAGUACCACUCUUUCUUACUUGGAAGCCCCCUGGUGAUAUCGUUUUGUAUUCUCAUUUCGUCGAAAAUUUUGUUUUUGAGGCAGCAAUGGAACGCAACGCACGCGUUGAAAAACGCGGCUGUGGCAAAUGCUAACAUUGACCAGUUUAUAGAGUUCAUUAACUUGUUCUUUUCCAAAAUCUCGUCAAUCGACAAAUUUUCCAAGUUCAUUUCGGGGGUCAUCAAUCUUUUAAAAACAGAUGAAAUUGUUCUUUUGGCUUUCAAGGAGUUUUUAUUAAGCGAAUAUGCGGGCUCGGUCGUUUCUCUGAGCGACCCGCAGCAGUCGUCGAAUUUGUUGGACGGUAUCAUUUUGCUGAUGAAGCACAUUUACGUUUCAAGUACCGCUGCUAGCUUUUACUUUAGGAUUUUCUUUCUUCUUUGA